AUGGCUUACCUCCUCUUAUAUGUGGAUGAUAUCAUCCUCACUACCUCUAGCGACUCUCUUCUUCGCAGCAAAAUCAAGUCCUUAUCCACUGAGUUCAACAUGAUGGACCUUGGCACUUUGCAUCAUUUUCUCGGUAUUACAGUUGAACAACAGAACAAAGGCUUGUUCUUAUCUCAGUCGAUCUAUGCUACGGAUAUCCUGUCACGAGCCAAUAUGACCACAUGUAAUCCGGUUAGCACUCCUGUCGAAGUUGGUUCCAAACUAAGCGCUACUCAAGGUUCCCCAUUUGCUGAUGGCCCAUUAUACCGCAGUCUGGCUGGUGCUUUGCAGUAUCUUACCAUCACCAGACCAGACAUAUCAUAUGCCGUUCAACAGAUUUGCCUUUUCAUGCAUGCACCUCGUGAGCCUCAUUUUCAGUUGCUCAAACGUAUUCUUCGGUACAUCAAAGGCACACUGUCUCAGGGGUUACUUAUUUCACCUUCUCCGUCUACUAAACUAAGGCCUAAUCGGACGUGGAUUGGGGUGGGUGUCCCAACUCACGACGGUCGACCUCGGGCUAUUGUGUAUACUUCGGCGACAAUUUAA
This is a messenger RNA of Helianthus annuus (common sunflower), 585 nucleotides long. RefSeq lists its product as uncharacterized. The transcript has a single exon. The coding region runs from base 1 to 585 and encodes 194 amino acids. Lineage: Eukaryota; Viridiplantae; Streptophyta; Magnoliopsida; Asterales; Asteraceae. The record is from RefSeq and is a predicted model, not a curated record.